AGUACAAUGUUUAAAGCUCUGUGUUCUGGCUCUUCGUGAAAUAUCUUGUGUUCCCCCCCCCCCGCCACGGGUCAUGCAGCCAUUAGUAUUCGGCACAGCCUGCUGGCCUGCCUGUCCUGCUGGCGGGAGGGAGCGGCGUGGGGCCCGUGGGGGAGACACGAACCAGUCUAUAUAAAGCUCUGCUCAGUGAAGGAACGGCGACGAUUGGCGGCUCCUGGUACGCCCGUGUGUCCGUUGGUUCGCCCUGUAUCCACGAACCCGCUGGACGAGUUCCGCGCUAGUUGCUGCGUCUGUUGUUAUGGUGAUCAUGACGCGGGGAGGGUGACGACGCGCCCCCUCGUCUGGUGAGCACGCGGGAGUGAGUGAGCCUCGAGUGGUGGUGCACGUGAGGGGCGGACGGACGGACGGACGCCACACCUCGCCCAGUUCCCAGCGGCCAGCCCAGCCUCAACCCACGUCGCCUGCCUCCUCCUCCCUGCCCCUGCCAGGGGCGCCAUGAUCGCGUGGCUGCUGCUGGCAGUGACGGGCCUGGUGGUGAACGGGGCGCCGGGAAAGGAACAGCACCACCAGCACCACCUGCCCCGCGAGACCCGGGUCCUCUACGCCCGCACAAUCGCCACCUCCAUCCUCAGCAGCACGCCCCCUGGAGCCCGGCUGAUCGGCGCCCGCGGGGACCUGCCGCCGCUGGUAGACCGCCUGAUACACAACGCCACCGCCAUCAGGAGGAACAUCGUCGACACCUUCAGCUGCAAUGGAAGGGUGUACGGCUACUACGCUGACCAAGACAACGACUGCCAGAUCUUCCACAUCUGCGUGCCGAUGCAGCAGCUCUUCCCGGACCUGUACGGACCCGAGGACCUCUACCACUUCUCCUUCAUCUGCCCGGGCUACACCAUCUUCUCCCAAGACUCGAUGACGUGUGACUGGGAGGACUCGGCCUUCCCCUGCCCUCAAGCGCCGCAGCUGUACGACCGGAACAACCACUUUUUCGUGGUGCCCGCCGAAGAUGUGCAGCGGACCAGCCCCACCCCCAGCCCCGCCCCCAUUUCCCCCAGCCCUGCCCCACGGAGUCAACCCAGUCCCACCCUAAGUCCAGACACUGCCCCAUUCCCAUCGUGGCAAACCUCUAGUCCCAGCCCCUUCUCUGAUACCACUUUCGACUCCUCUCAACGGAACAGCCCCAGUACAAGUUUUACCUCCAGUCCCACCCCAGCCCCUAACACUAGUCCUUUCCCCUCACGCCGAACCGCAAGUCCCAGCCCCACCUUUACUCCCAGCCCCAGACGUCGCAGCCCCCGACCCUCCGUUUCACGUCGCAAUCUUACCCCAAGCCCCACUCCUAGUCCCAGCCCCACCCCUAGCACCAACCCCAUUUCUGGACCCAUAAACCCCACCACUACCCCCAGCUCCACCAUCAGACCCAGCCUAGACCCCAACGCUAUUCAUUUCCGUCGGCGAUUCAGACCUAAUGCUUCACGGCGUACUAUUACCCCCAGCCCCAUGCCUGCCCCCAGCCCCACGACUACCCCCACCCCCACGGCUACCCCCACCCCCACGACUACCACCAGCCCCACGCCUAUCACCAGCUCAACCCGUAGUCCCAGCCUUACUUCCAGCCCCAGAGCAACACCCAUUCCUCUCCGUCGUAGCCCCUCGCCUAUACCUUUAAUACGAAUCCCGACUACCAGCCCCACUCACAGCCCCAGCCCCAACAAUAACAUCAGCCCAAGCAUGACUCCCAGCCCCAGACCUCUUCCUUUCCGUCGCAACCCCACACCGAUUCCUUACAGCCGUACCUUCAACGAAAGCCCCACUAAUAGCUCCGACCUUAAAUUCAGUCCCCUUCCCCCCAGUUCCAGCACCACCCCCAGCCCCCCUCCCCCAAGCACCAGCACCACCCCCUCCCCCGCCCCUCGACGCCCCCCCAGUUAUAGGUUGAGAGCUGGUUUGUUCCCUCGUCGCCGCCGCCGCCACCACCACCGCCACCCAAACCUUGAACCUAAAGCGUUUGAGGGGGUCUGAGGAGCUCCUUAUUAUCCUCCCUACACAUACUCUCUUUUAUUUCACGUUUUCAUGAUAUCUCCUCCCUAUCUCCUGUUUCUUUUUUUUCCUUCUUCCCAUCCCUUUCAUCUCUUUUGUUUGCCUCUCUCUUUUUCUUCCUUUUCACUUCCCUUCACCUGGUCUGUCUCCCUCAUUUUCUUUCUCAUUUACUUUCUCUUCCUCCAAGUUCUUUCCCUUCCCUACCUUCGUCUGUCUCUAUUUUCCUUUUUCUUUACCUUCUUCUAUACGUCUUUUCCUUUCUUUCACCUCGUCUACGUCCCUUCUUUUUCUUCCUUUCCCCUUUUCCUUGCAUUCACCUCCCUUCGGCUCCUUUUUCAACCUUUUCGAUUCCCUUCCCACCUCUCAUCACCCUUGGCUCCAUUUUCUUCCUUUUCCUUCCCUUCUCUUCCUCCUCUCUUCCAUCUGUCUCCCUCUCCCUCAAGUUAGCUCUCCUUCACUCCCUCUCCCUUUUCCCUUCCUCUCUCUCUCUCUCUCUCUCUCUCUCUCUCUCUCUCUCUCUCUCUGGUCACGGUCGCGGCUGACAGUCACUAUUCAGUCCGUCCAACUUUAAUGAGCGGGCAUUAUUAUUAUUAUUGUUAAGAGAAGUGUACCUGCAAAGACUGACGCGUAUAUACAUGUAUGUUGUGCUUCUAACCCGUGUUGUGUAUUACUAUAUAGUACUAAUGUUAAUAAAAGACAGGAGCGUAGCAGCCUAUCACGUUGCAUCGCUCAGUGUACAAACGGUUAA
Eriocheir sinensis (Chinese mitten crab) is the source of this 2788-nucleotide messenger RNA. RefSeq names its product mucin-2-like. Gene Ontology annotation, cellular component: extracellular region. The coding region runs from base 496 to 2022 and encodes 508 amino acids. The record is from RefSeq and is a predicted model, not a curated record. The transcript has 5 exons. Lineage: Eukaryota; Metazoa; Arthropoda; Malacostraca; Decapoda; Varunidae. Gene Ontology annotation, molecular function: chitin binding.